Balaenoptera ricei (Rice's whale) is the source of this 1068-nucleotide messenger RNA. RefSeq names its product Wnt family member 3 (gene WNT3). The transcript is spliced from 4 exons. The coding region runs from base 1 to 1068 and encodes 355 amino acids. Gene Ontology annotation, biological process: cell fate commitment; multicellular organism development; neuron differentiation. Gene Ontology annotation, cellular component: extracellular region. Gene Ontology annotation, molecular function: frizzled binding; cytokine activity. NCBI's taxonomy places the organism in Eukaryota, Metazoa, Chordata, Mammalia, Artiodactyla, Balaenopteridae. The record is from RefSeq and is a predicted model, not a curated record.
AUGGAGCCCCACCUGCUCGGGCUGCUCCUCGGCCUCCUGCUCUGUGGCACCAGGGUCCUCGCCGGCUACCCAAUUUGGUGGUCCCUGGCCCUGGGCCAGCAGUACACAUCCCUGGGCUCACAGCCCCUGCUCUGCGGCUCCAUCCCAGGCCUGGUCCCCAAGCAACUGCGCUUCUGCCGCAAUUACAUCGAAAUCAUGCCCAGCGUGGCCGAGGGCGUGAAGCUGGGCAUCCAGGAGUGCCAGCACCAGUUCCGGGGCCGCCGCUGGAACUGCACCACCAUCGACGACAGCCUGGCCAUCUUCGGGCCCGUCCUCGACAAAGCCACCCGCGAAUCGGCCUUCGUGCACGCCAUCGCCUCAGCCGGCGUGGCCUUCGCCGUCACACGCUCCUGUGCCGAGGGCACCUCCACCAUCUGUGGCUGCGACUCGCAUCAUAAAGGGCCGCCCGGCGAGGGCUGGAAGUGGGGCGGCUGCAGCGAGGACGCCGACUUCGGGGUGCUUGUGUCCCGGGAGUUCGCGGACGCACGUGAGAACAGGCCGGAUGCGCGCUCGGCCAUGAACAAGCACAACAACGAAGCUGGCCGCACGACCAUCCUGGACCACAUGCACCUCAAGUGCAAGUGCCACGGGCUGUCGGGCAGCUGCGAGGUCAAGACCUGCUGGUGGGCCCAGCCCGACUUCCGCGCCAUCGGGGACUUCCUCAAGGACAAGUACGACAGCGCCUCGGAGAUGGUGGUGGAGAAGCACCGGGAGUCCCGUGGCUGGGUGGAGACCCUCCGCGCCAAGUACGCGCUCUUCAAGCCGCCCACUGAGAGGGACCUGGUCUACUACGAGAACUCCCCCAACUUUUGCGAGCCCAACCCCGAGACGGGCUCCUUCGGCACCAGGGACCGGACUUGCAAUGUCACCUCCCACGGCAUCGAUGGCUGCGACCUGCUCUGCUGCGGCCGCGGCCACAACACAAGGACGGAGAAGCGGAAGGAGAAAUGCCACUGCAUCUUCCACUGGUGCUGCUACGUGAGCUGCCAGGAGUGUAUCCGCAUCUACGAUGUGCACACCUGCAAGUAG